AUGGUUAGGGAAUAUAACAGUGCAGUAGAUAAUCAUUAUCUAAUGGUAGAGUUUGAUGAAUUAAUUGAUGCUGUUAACAGCACGGGGAUUUACUAUGACCUUGAUUAUAAAAUAAAAUACACUACUGACCUCUAUAAUAAAUUAGACACAGAGACAAAGAGGGGAGGAAAAGAUGGAGCAAAAAUUGCAAAAGCAUGGGAAAUUAAUGGCACUGAACAUGCGGGUUCAACAAAAACCACAGCGGAUCUAAAAAAUGAACUCAAAACUUUCGCAAAGGCACUCGAUAGUACACUUAAGAAAAAAGGAGCAGAAAUAAAAUUAGUGGGAAAAGUAAAGGGAGGAGAUGCUAAUUAUCAAAAAUAUGAGGAAGAAUUCAAGAAAAAAAGUAGCGAGGAAGUUGAAACGGGAGUUUCUGCCGAUAAAGAUUUAGCAACAUUAGAAACAACACUGGGAAUAACUGUUGCUGAAAUUCCAGAAAGUCAAUUUUCUUCUCAUGUUGCCAUUUCGGAAAAAAUGAAGAAGAAAGAAGAUUCUAAAAAGUUAAGAGAAUUAGCCAAUAAAAUCUUGGCUCGCAAACAAGAGGUAAUAGAUUUAAUUGAAGGGCUAGUUAGCGGCGAUGGAAGCGGAAACAAAGUAAAUUGUCCGCAAUGUAAUAAACAAUUUGCUACUCUUCCAGUAUCCCAUAAUGGAAAAAAAUAUUGUAGCGACAAAUGUAAAAAUGAAGCCAAUAAAGGUGGCGAUAAAUAUAACUGCACUAAAUGUCAGAAAGAAUUCAGUGGUUCUCCUGUGGUUAAAGACGGCAAAAACUAUUGUAUUCAGUGUAGUGCGGAGGAAAAACCAGACAAAGGAAAUAUUUCCCAAGCCAAAGCAACAGCAAUUCAAGCCAUUAAGAAUGCUUUAAACGAAAGUCCGCAAGGCUCAGAAUUGCGAGACGUCAUCAAAAAAGCCGAAAAAUUUGCUGGGAAAACAUGUUAUGAUGGCGACAAAGAGGAAAUUAAAAAGACAAUUAAAGAAGCAGUGGAAAAUAAAAUGACCGCCUGUGGAAUUAAGGAAGAGGAAUUAGGUUCUGAAGAGAAAAAAAUUCUCGCCAAAAUUAAAAAUAAGGAACAUAGUGAUAAAGACCAACUAAAAACCGACAAAAAUAAACUAUUGGAAUUUAUUGGUAAGAAAGAAGUAGAUAAAAAAAUCCAAGCCUUAGAAAAAGAAGUAGAGGCCGUUUUAAAAUCAAAAAACCAGGCCAAAAAAGAAACUAUCAAGGAUAAAAUAUUAACCCUAUUAGGCGAAGAUAAUAUUUAUGUUGAAAAACGAAAGACCGACCUGGAUAAUCUCUUUAAAAAAUUAACUGAAACUUCCAGCAGUAGCCCUACUGAUAGUUUUUUCUCGACCGCGGAGUCGCUUACGGCCAAUAAUCUCGUUCUGGCCGUUUAUCGUCAUGUUACUAAUCCCGAAUGUCGCCAAUAUUUACUGCGACAAGCUUUUGAAGAAGCAGUUCAUACCGAUACUUUUAUUUAUUGUUGUGAUAGUUUAGGUUUAAAUCCAGAUGAAAUAUAUAACAUGUAUCUAACUAUUCCUUCUAUUGAAGAGAAGGAUAAUUUUGUUAUCGAGUUAACUAAAUCGAUAUUUGACCCUAAAUUUGAAAUUAAGGAUGAUAAAGAUAUUCAAAUUUUCCUCCACGAUUUAAUCGGCUAUUAUGUAAUAAUGGAAGGAAUAUUUUUCUACGCUGGCUUUGCCAUGAUGUUAGCCUUAAAGCGCAGUAAUAAAAUGGUUGGUAUUGGUCAACAAUUUGAGUUCAUUAUGCGUGAUGAAAGUUUACAUUUAGGAUUUGCAGUAGAAUUAGAAAAAAAAUAUGCCUUGGAUGCUUGCCCAGAAGGAGUAACCGGAAUUAAUGCCGAACAAUUUAGUAAAUAUGUUGAAUAUGUGACCGACCGCCGCUUAGAAAGAAUUGGCUUACCAAAAUCUUAUUUUGUUGCCAAUCCUUUUCCCUGGAUGUCACAGAGUGUCGAUUUAAAUAAAGAAAAAAACUUUUUUGAAACGCGCUUGACUGAAUAUCAAACUGGUUCGCUUGAUUGGGACGAAGAGGAGGAAAAAUAG
Molecule: messenger RNA, 2091 nt
Organism: Entrophospora sp. SA101
Lineage: Eukaryota; Fungi; Glomeromycota; Glomeromycetes; Entrophosporales; Entrophosporaceae
Source: the annotation of a GenBank genome assembly